Striga asiatica is the source of this 1971-nucleotide messenger RNA. Lineage: Eukaryota; Viridiplantae; Streptophyta; Magnoliopsida; Lamiales; Orobanchaceae. The record is from the annotation of a GenBank genome assembly.
AUGCAGUUUUGUACUGCAGGAACCAAAAAGGAAUAUGCGUUUGAUAUACCUUCUAAAUGCAAAGCAAACGUGACGAAUCAGUGCAACCUCAAAGUUGUCAGAAAAGUAGUUGACAAUGAUGCACAUAAAGAUCGAUUUGUAGAGUCAUGCUUCCAGCCACUAAUAAAUAUUCUCGAGAUCAUAUUGUCCUCGCAAAUAGUCCACCAAGUACUUCGUAAGACAUUGAAAGCGUCCGAAAAUGAGAAAGAUGUCGUGUGGUUCAGAUUUGGGGAAAAAGAAGCUAGAUUCGGGUUACAAGAGUUUUGUCUUAAGAAGCAGGGGAAGAUCAAACGCAGUGACUUACUCAAGAAAUUUCAUAAGCUGGAUAAUAAGAAAGACGCGGAGACGAAGUACAAAUUGGGACUCGUGACGAUCUUGGAGCAUGUUGUUUUGUCUGCAGAGUGCGAGACUCUUGUAGAUGAAAGAUGGUUUAAUUUAGUUGAAGAUUUAGAAAAAUUCAACAGUUAUCCUUGGGGCAACUUAUCGUAUCAGCAGACUGUAAAGUUGUUCAAGCGGACCUCUUUCGGGAAGGGAAAAAAUCCACAGUCCAUAAACUAUUCUUUGCAUGGAUUUCCCCUGGCUAUUAUGAUUUGGGCAUUUGAGGCGCUACCUGACUUAGGAAGAGAAUUUGCCGAAAUAAAUAAUGGUGUCCAAUUUUCAAGAAUGUACUGUUGGAAAAUGGAGAAACAGUUGCGAGGCGAGCUGCUUACUACUUUUUUCAAGAGAGCGGAGAUUCAAGUUCGACGAACGUUGGAAAUCUCUUCAUAUGAAUUUGAGUCUUCGUAUUUCAACGAAUUAGGUAUAAUUGUCGAGGAAGAAGAUAGUGUCCGUCAAGAUGAGGAUGAAGAAUGUACUGCGACCAAAGAUGAGGGAGAAAGCAGUGCAUCUUCUAAAGCUGAUGAUGAUGAUGAUGAUGAUGAUGAUGAUGAUGAUGAUGAUGAUGAUGGUGAUGGUGAUGAUGAUGAUGAUGAUGAUGAUGAUGAUGAUGUUGUGGAUGAUGAGAAAGAAGAAGAAGAAAAAGAAGAAAAAGAAGAAGAAGAAGAUAAUGCGUCCCAACCUGAAGAUGCACCACAACCUCAUGUUUUGGAUGAAGAAAAGAUCGCAAAUAUAGUUAGGAAAGUGGUGAAGGACGAGGUGAGAAAAGUGGUGAAGGGGGAGAUGAACAAUUUGUUUGAGAGAAUGAAGAAUGAGUUUUUUGAAGCAAAAGAUAAACUAUCUAGCCGUGCUACUUAUGAUGUGCCAAAUGAUGAUCUGGAUGUUGAGGUGGAGAAAAAUGUGUGGGAUACGGAGACCGUUGAAUGUGACACGAUGAAAUCACCAUCUCCGAUGUCCGAGCAAGAAAUGGCUGGACUUCAUGGAUUUGAUACGGGUUUUGUGACCGACCCGUCAUCAACCAUUGUUGUGUACCAAGAGACAACCGCAGACACCAAUCGAGAUAGAGGAAACCAGUACGACCCUUAUAGGCCAAUGGAUCCAGCUAAACUUGAAGAUCUCCAAACGUGGUUGUCGAGCUACUUAUCUGCUGAAGUUGAGUUGUCCUCUGGUGGUGGUCUAGCACAUAAAGUUUUUUUUAAUCAACUUGUGAACAAUGGAUGGCUUACUAGUGAGCAUGUAGAUGAAGCGCUUUUUCACAUUCGAGAGCGUGGUAAACAGUUCCCUCUCUUGUUUAGACAAGAUUGUGCUGUCUUGGACACAUUUUUUGUCUCGUACGUGAGAAACUUCUUCAAAGACAUGUCGAAGACUAAAAAAUUUUCGAAGGCCUUGUGUAGUUACGCCGCAGGGGAGAUACCCAAUAAUGAAAAGCCGUGGGCUGGUUGUACGAAAUUGUAUGUUCCUUUCUGCAAAGAGGGCGGUCGCCACUGGAUCUUACUGGAGAUUGAUCUAUCCCAGAGAUGCAUUUACGUCUACGAUAGCGAAACAAGUGUCAUGUAG